AAGACCGUUGAACGGGAUCGGUACUGGGCUGCAGCGGUACGGAUAGCUCAAGUCUGUGAAAAGUGUCUAAAAACUCGAAAGAAAGUAAAAACCCUCUGGAAAACGCCGAAGGAACCUCCGGGAAAUGAUAUAAAUAAAUAAAUAUUAAAAAUCAUACCACAAUCGAGUGUUCAGUUCUUUUGCUAAGAUGGCCAAAAGGCAAGUGUUAGGCAUCUUAAGCCUCCUAAGCCUGUGCUGCUCUUUCGGAACCGUGCAAGCAUCCACGGAAUAUAAUAAGUAUCUAACCCAGAUAUUUCAAAAAUACGGCAACGGCGGGACAAUCAACUUUGAGGGUCUUGAGCAUUUGAUGUUCAGCUUGAACUUGGGUCAAAUUCAAUUUGAACCCUCGCACUCCCUCGAAGAGCAUCGACCGGAAGGAUAUGCCAAGGUUAUCAAUGACAGCUCUAAUAUAACCAGUAACUUCCUGGAGGAGCCGACACGCGCCAACUCCACCGAUGAGGAACCUUUGGAAGUUGAAAUUUCCACAAGCAAUUUGACAAAGUCAGAGUCAGGGCCAGAGAUACCGGAAUUCCUGGAAAUACAUGACCCCAGACAUAGGCAUCCAAGGGAAAGCAGUGAUCCCGUGGCUGCCUGCUUAUCGCCCAAGUCCUUGCUAUCCCUUUUAGUAGAUCACAAUGAUCUGCACAAGAACACAGCCUAUCGAAAACUGAUCAACAAGGAGGGUGUAGUCUCCGUUGAUACCAUUCACAACUCCGAGGAGGAAUAUAAUCAAUUCAUCAACUCGGUUAGGAUAACCCCGCGAGCCUUCAUGAAACUCUGUCCUGCUUUGCUGGCUCAAAUCGAUAAUGGAGUUUGCAAGCAACCGGCUCCAAAGUCCAGUGAUCUUGAGGAAAAGAAGCAGAAGAUUUGGUAUGCUUGGAUAGCCGCCAGUAUCUCCAUGAUAAUUCUCUCCGCCUGCGGCUUGCUGGGAAUUCUUUUAGUUCCUUUGAUGAAGACAGCUGCCUACCAGGAGAUACUCAAGUUUCUGGUUUCCAUAGCCGUGGGCACUUUGGCGGGCGAUGCUUUGAUGCACUUGCUCCCUCAUGCUCUUUUCACGGAGGAAAAACAUGAAGAGGAGGUGACUGGCAUCAAUCCCUUGGAAUCGGAUCACAAGCAUAGCAACGAGGCAGCUUUGCUCUGCGGUUGCACCUUCCUGGCAGCUCUUUUUAUGUACAUGCUGGAGAAUUUGAUUCCCAUGCUCAAGGGAGAGAAGUCAGGACACGGACACAGCCAUGGACAUGGUCAUAGUCACAAUCACAAUCACACAAAGCAACAGGAACUACCCGAUCUCCCAGCGCCACGCGAACUCAAUGUAAUGCUGCAGGAGGCCAAGCUGGAUGAGAAGACACCCGAACGCCCACUCACUCCGGUGGCCUUUAUGGUGAUCAUUGGCGAUGGCCUGCACAAUCUUACCGAUGGCCUGGCCAUUGGUGCGGCAUUUGCCACGGAUCCAGUCACAGGCUUUGCCACAGCCUUUGCCGUCCUCUGCCACGAGUUGCCCCACGAGCUGGGCGACUUUGCACUGCUCCUCCAAACUGGCGUGUCUAUGCGCAGAGCGAUCUACAUGAAUAUUGUGAGCUCAGUGCUCAGCUUUGUGGGCAUGUCCGUGGGUUUGUUUAUUGCCGGCAUCGGUGAUGGGAUGACCCAAUGGAUUUAUGCAGCCACGGCUGGUUCCUUCCUGUACAUAGCCUUUGCCGAUCUGGUGCCCACGAUGAGUGUGGCCCACAAUCCGGAAAUGGCCACAGAUGUAAAGGGUAUUAUUAUACAAAUAUUGGGUAUUCUCCUCGGCGGACUGAUCAUGUUGGUUAUUGCACUGAAAGAGCACGAUUUGCAGGGUCUGUUUGACGUUUUUUCAAAGAGUUGAGUAACUCAAGGGGAGAUUUGAUAGCUUUUCCUUUUUGUUUUUUGUGUAGAUAGUAGCUUAAGCCAAAAGUUUUUCCUAGAAUCUCCAUGCUUUGCCUUCUCCUAGCAUUCAUUUUAAAUAUAAAUACCUUAAAGAUAUAAUCGCUACCAAAUGCAAAAAAGUCUGUGGUCAAAGUUUAAGAAAAACAAACUUAUUCGUGCUCCAGAAAUAUUAAAAAAUAUAAAUAGGAGAAAAUUGUGCAAUUUUUUAAAGCCUU
Drosophila kikkawai is the source of this 2159-nucleotide messenger RNA. It is a transcript of the gene Zip71B, whose product is annotated as Zinc/iron regulated transporter-related protein 71B. The record is from RefSeq and is a predicted model, not a curated record. Gene Ontology annotation, biological process: intracellular monoatomic cation homeostasis; zinc ion import across plasma membrane. NCBI's taxonomy places the organism in Eukaryota, Metazoa, Arthropoda, Insecta, Diptera, Drosophilidae. Gene Ontology annotation, cellular component: plasma membrane. Gene Ontology annotation, molecular function: monoatomic cation:bicarbonate symporter activity; zinc ion transmembrane transporter activity.